ACUUUAAUUUUGUAUUUGGGUUUUGUAAAUAACUUCCCUAUUGAGAUAUUGCAGGGAAAAUAACAAACUUCAAGAUGAAUGUUAUACUCGCAAUAAAACAGUACAUAAGUAAAAUGAUUGACGACAGUGGUCCAGGUAUGAAGGUUCUUCUCAUGGACAAGGAAACCACUAGUAUUGUAUCAAUGGUGUAUGCUCAGUCAGAAAUUCUUCAGAAGGAAGUUUACUUGUUUGAAAGGAUUGAAUCCACUGGCCGUGAGACAAUGAAACAUUUAAAGUGCAUUUGUUUUCUGCGACCAACCAAAGAAAAUGUGGACCUGUUAGCACAGGAGCUGCGAAUGUCAAAAUACGGCCAGUAUUACAUCUACUGGAGUAAUGUGAUCAGCAAGCAAGAUGUGAAGACCCUGGCUGAGGCAGAUGAUCAGGAGGUGGUCAGGGAAGUACAGGAGUUUUUCGCCGACUACAUUGCAGUCAACCCUCACCUGUUUGCACUGAACAUUGUAGGCUGCUACAAGGGUGUAGACUGGCAGCCUGCGGCCCUCAAACGAACCACCCAGGGCCUCACCUCUGCACUACUGUCCUUAAAAAAAUGCCCCAUGAUCCGCUAUCAAAACUCGUCAGAGCUUGCCAGGAAGCUUGCAGAAAGUGUGAGACAAACCAUCAGUAAAGAUGCAGGCCUUUUUGAGUUCCGACGGACGGAUGUGGAGCCUGUUUUACUCAUUCUAGACCGUAGGGACGAUGCAGUCACUCCCAUUUUAAAUCAAUGGACCUACCAGGCCAUGGUACAUGAGCUGCUGGGCAUCAGUAACAAUCGUGUGAACCUCUCAUCUGUACCGGGAAUCUCCAAGGAGCUGCAAGAGGUGGUGCUCUCUGCUGAACACGAUGAAUUCUACGCCAAUAAUAUGUACAUGAACUUUGGAGAGAUUGGGAACAACAUCAAGACAUUGAUGGACGAGUUCCAGAAGAAAUCACAGAGUCAGGCCAAAGUGGAAUCCAUCGCUGAUAUGAAGGCCUUCAUAGAGAACUACCCACAGUUCAAGAAGAUGUCUGGUACGGUCUCGAAGCACGUGACGGUGGUGGGAGAACUGUCAAGGCUCGUGGGCAAGACUGGGCUGCUGGAGGUGUCGGAGACAGAGCAGGAACUGGCCUGUCAGAGCGACCACUCAGCGUCCUUACAGAAAAUCAAGACGUUACUAAACGACAGUAAAGUGAGUCAACUGGACAAGUUGCGGCUGGUGAUGCUGUACGCACUGAGGUACGAGUCUCACAGCAACAACGAUGUGUCCGGCCUUGUGGAGACACUCCGUAAACAGGGCGUCCCUGACAACUACAGAACGCUGGUGUCUGCAAUCCUGGAGUACGGAGGAAAGAAGACUCGAGGCAGCGACCUGUUUGGCUCUACAGACCCUGUCGCCUUCACCAAAAGGUUCUUCAAGGGGCUCAAGGGAGUUGAGAACGUGUACACGCAGCACAAGCCUCUCCUGGACUCACUACUGGACCAGCUGUUGAAAGGCAAACUGAGGGAGGCCGCCUACCCAUACCUGGGCACUGUGCAACUCAAAGACAGGCCUCAGGAUGUGAUAGUGUUUAUAAUUGGUGGCACAACGUUUGAAGAGGCACUGACUGUUCAUCAACUCAACAAAUCUUCCCCUGGAGUGAGGGUAGUGUUGGGAGGAACUGCUGUGCACAAUUUCAAAAGUUUUCUGGAAGAGUUGCAGACGGCAGUGCAGCCUGUGGUAAUGGGAAGAAAAGAUGCAAUUAAAAAAUGAGAGAAAUAGACUGCAGGAGCCAAUGGCUAGAAACAAUCUAGAUUGCAGAUUAAGCCGCCACUUAAAAAAAUGACCAAGGAAAAUGCUUUUCUGCAAGUUGAUAUUUAAUUUCUAUUGCUAUAUUUUAAAUUUAGUCUCAUAAGAUUAAGUUUUAUUAAGUUGGUAGUCGUAUGUCCUGAUUGGCACCUAUCAAACCAUGGAGGCACAGUUGUUGUCUGCUUUAAUGAGAAUUUUCCACUGAUUUCUUACUUGUACAGGGUUAAUUGAAAAUUGUUGGGAGCUGUGAUGUAUGGAUGUCUUAUCAAACAGAAAGUGCUGCUAGCUGUAUUUGGUCAGGGUAGUGUCACAAAUUAUAAGUAGUGAUAAGCAGACUAUGUAGGAGAUUUUAUGAAGACUGUGGUUAAUGUCAUUAUUGUGCAUAAAUGAUGGGGACACGGCGCAUGUUGGACGUGUUUUAUCAACAUUUUAAAAGCUGGAAAAAUUGUAUUUAUAACAAUACAGUAUGAACUGUUUCUUAUUUUUCACUUUCAUUGCGAUUUAUUAGUUGAUCUAGUAAUGUUAUUGACCACAUUUUAAUAGAUCAUGCAAACCUGGUUUCAAACCAUGUUCAAGAAUUUAGAUUUACUAUUAUGAUUGUAAUUAAAAAAGUAUCAAUUGAUGAUUCAUGAUUCAUAUAGAGGCCUCAUGCAUUUUGAUUACCAAUGCAGAUUGUAGUGUUGCUAUUCCACCAAUAUCAUUCCAGUUUUGAUAAUAUAGAUCAUUAGAAUGUAUGUAUCUGAAUAUUUAAGUGAAGCAUCGGAAUGUAUUAAUAUUUGUUAUACUUGUUGUGAAUUUAUUUUGUAUUUUAUAGCGUGAUUAUCAUUUAUCUGAAUCAUUAUUGAAUGUACUGGUAUUAUACAAAAAUACAUGUUAUAUGAUUAUUUUCAUAGAAUAUUGUAAGUAAAAUAUGAAAAUACUCCACACAGAAAAAUGUUCUGAUUUAAGUAAUUUUAAUUUAUUUUUAUAUUUUUUUUUCAUAAUUGAAGUUGACAUGCAAUACGAUUAGCUUUUUCUCCUAGGGAACAUGUUAUUAAUGUCAUAUUGUCACCAAUUACGAUAUAUACAUGUGCAGUAAUUUUUUAAUCUUCUUAUUCACUGCAUAUCUCUGUGCAAUAUUUCCAUACUCUGUACAUUAAUUCUUUAUUGUAUAUGAUGUUAUCAGAGUAAAUUAUAAAAUGUUAUUGAACA
This is a messenger RNA of Dreissena polymorpha, 2993 nucleotides long. RefSeq names its product vacuolar protein sorting-associated protein 45-like. The record is from RefSeq and is a predicted model, not a curated record. Bases 75 to 1766 code for a protein of 563 amino acids. Lineage: Eukaryota; Metazoa; Mollusca; Bivalvia; Myida; Dreissenidae. Gene Ontology annotation, biological process: vesicle-mediated transport; intracellular protein transport. The transcript has 13 exons. Gene Ontology annotation, cellular component: Golgi membrane.